AUGGGCAAGAGGAAAGGAGAGGACUCCAGCGAGGAUGAUCCUCUGCCCAAGAAGCACAAGAAGGAAAAGAAAGACAAGGAUGGUGCAGCAACCAAAGUAAAGAAAGACAGCAAAGAGAAAAAGGACAAAGACAAGAAGGAGAAGAAGGAGAAACAUAAGCAUGGGGAUGAUGAUGAGGAGAAGGCAAGACGAAAGGAACACAAGAAGGCGGAGAAAGAGAAAGAUCCAGCAAAGGAGAAGCACAAGAAGUUGGAGUCGGAGGAGCAUAGACCAGCACAGGCUCCGCCUGCUCCGGCAGAGCCCAAGAGGAUAGUUGGUCCACAGGCUUUCCCACCAGAGGCAGAGCCGAAGGACAAGAAGCAGAAGAAGGACAAGAAAGAUAAGAAAAGCAAAGCAGGUCCGGUGGCGACGCGGGAGGUGCAGCUCUGCUCUGCUAACGCCUUCAAAGACAGGUCGCGACCGUUCGGGAUGGAGCUAGAUGGCGCGCUAGUCGUGGACCUUGCGGACGGAGGUGCUGCCAUACCAGCGGGUGUUCAGAUCGGCUGGAGAGUACUGGAGGUAGAUGGCAAGCUUGUGCCAGAAGAUGACAUUGGCAAAGCUGCGGAGGCUGUUCGAAAAGCCGAAGAGAAGAUGGCAAACAAAAGUGGUAAGGCAUCCGUCCUUGUGAGCUUCAUCGCAGAGGAGCCAGACCACUGGAAGCAGGCUUCGAGGGCGCUAGCGGGCAAAGGACGCUGA
Molecule: messenger RNA, 735 nt
Organism: Symbiodinium sp. CCMP2456
Lineage: Eukaryota; Dinophyceae; Suessiales; Symbiodiniaceae
Source: the annotation of a GenBank genome assembly